UUGGCUACUUCAGGUCCCCGAGGCGAAACUGGCUAUCCCGGUCGCGACGGCCGCGAUUUCCAAGGCUUGUCCGAUCGCGAUAUCGAACUGAUCGUCAGGCAUCCAUUGCUGAAAGGACAAAAAGGCGAAUGUGUCCAGUCCACGACCACGGUCUUCCAACCGGUGGCAGACGACGUGCGUACCCUUUACGAAAGGGAACGUCCCAGUGCAAAAGGCGAAAAGGGCGAUCGAGGCAUGCCAGGACCACCAGGGCCUCCCGCGAUCGUCCGAGUUUAUCCAAGUACUCACGAGCUGUUCUCAUCUCGUGUACUUAUUGGUACGCUGGCAUUUGCCACCGCCACUCAACAGCUCUAUAUUAAAGUGAACAACGGUUGGAAGGAAGUUAUGUUGGGUGCCUUCUAUCCGAUACUAGAGCAACGUCAAUCAGUGCCGAUAGUUUCUGAGCCCGACUUGCAGUCGAAUCAUUUGGAAUACUGGGAAACGGCUCGACCGGAAACACGAACAGGUCCGCCAUCGGUUAGACGGGAGCUUCCGGAACCAGCUCGACCUCCGCCUCCACCACCGUAUCCCAUGGAUCAGCAACUUCCACCACCAGCUCCAGCCUAUCCGCAAGAUACUCCAAUACCACCACCACAAUUCCAGCCGAGACCACCACCAGAGUACCUUACAGUAGCGCAUCGAGACAGAAUGAUUCCAUCUGAUCGCAUUAAAUGA
Messenger RNA from Cooperia oncophora, 714 nucleotides. NCBI's taxonomy places the organism in Eukaryota, Metazoa, Nematoda, Chromadorea, Rhabditida, Trichostrongylidae. The record is from the annotation of a GenBank genome assembly.